GGGUUCCGAGAGCUGCUGGGGGAAAGUGUGAGGGGCUCUGCACGUGGGCGGCGCCGAGCGCGCCGGGACAAGUGGCGUGUGUCGAGUUCGGCGUCUCGCGCGUGCUUUGCGGUGUAAGCGUCGGCCUUUUGGGUUUGGAGUCGGGGAAACAAAUCAUUGUGAGGGUUGGCGGUGGAUAGGAUUGCCACUGCAGAGUCCGGACCCGGCCUGGAGGGAAGCCCCUCAGAUGGUUCCUCGCGGGGAGUAAGUGGUCUUCAGCUCGGGCAGCGGGAACAUGAACCUCUUACCUAAAAGCUCCAAGGAGUUUGGCUCUGUUGACUAUUGGGAGAAGUUCUUCCAGCAGCGAGGAAAGAAAGCUUUCGAGUGGUAUGGAACCUACCUGGAACUAUGCGGGGUGCUGCACAAAUACAUCAAGCCCAGGGAAAGGGUGCUGGUAAUUGGGUGUGGCAACUCAGAGUUAAGUGAGCAGCUGUAUGAUGUGGGCUAUCAGGAUAUAGUGAACAUCGACAUAAGUGAGGCCGUCAUCAAGCAAAUGAAGGAACGCAAUGCCAGCCGGCGGCCCCAGAUGAGCUUCUUGAAGAUGGACAUGACACAGAUGGAGUUUCCUGAUGCCUCCUUUCAGGUGGUGUUGGACAAGGGCACCCUGGACGCUGUUCUGACAGAUGAGGAGGAGAAGACCCUGCAGCAGGUGGACAGGAUGCUGGCUGAGGUUGGCCGGGUCCUGCAGGUGGGCGGUCGCUACCUCUGCAUCUCCCUGGCUCAGGCUCACAUCCUGAAGAAAGCAGUGGGUCACUUCUCUCGGGAGGGGUGGAUGGUGAGGGUGCACCAAGUGGCCAGCAGCCAGGACGAGGUGUUGGAAGCAGAGCCUCGGUUCUCCCUGCCUGUCUUUGCCUUCAUCAUGACCAAGUUCAGGCCAGUCCCUGGCUCUGCCCUUCAGAUCUUUGAGCUGUGUGCUCAGGAGCAGGGCAAGCCUGUGCGGCUGGAGAGUGCCGAGCGGCUGGCCGAGGCGGUGCGGGAGCGGCAGCAGUAUGCCUGGCUGUGCAGCCAGCUGCGCCGCAAGGCCGGGCUGGGGAGUGUGUCCCUGGACUUGUGCAGUGGGGACACGGGGGAGCCACGCUACACCCUGCACGUGGUGGACAGCCCCACUGUGAAACCAUCGCGGGACAAUCAUUUUGCCAUUUUCAUCAUUCCCCAGGGUCGGGAGACUGAGUGGCUCUUUGGCAUGGAGGAGGGCCGGAAGCAGCUGGCAGCCAGCGCAGGCUUCAGGAGGCUGAUCACAGUGGCUCUUCAUCGAGGUCAGCAGUACGAUGGCAUGGACAGUGUUCAGGCUGAGCUGUCCACCAGAGUCAUGGAGCUGGCCCCGGCCGGGAUGCCUCCCCAGCAGCAGGUGCCCUUCCUGUCUGUAGGUGGGGAUAUCGGGGUCCGGACUGUUCAGCACCAGGACCGCAGCCCCUUGAGCGGCGACUAUGUCAUCGAGGACGUGCAAGGGGAUGACAGGCGGUACUUUCGGCGACUGAUCUUCCUCAGCAACAGGAAUGUGGUGCAGUCUGAAGCCAGGUUGCUGAAGGAGGUGUCUCACCGAGCCCAGAAGAAACGGAAAAAGGACAAGAAGAAGCAGCGGCCUGCUGAUACUCCUGAGGACCUCCCUCCAGCCCCAGGGCAGUCCAUCGACAAGAGUUACCUCUGUUGUGAACACCAUAAAGCCAUGAUCGCCGGCCUUGCCCUGCUGAGAAACCCUGAGCUGCUCCUAGAGACUCCACUGGCGCUACUGGUGGUAGGCCUGGGUGGGGGCAGCCUCCCCCUGUUUGUCCAUGAUCACUUCCCGAAGUCCCGCGUCGACGCUGUGGAGAUUGACCCCUCCAUGUUAGAAGUGGCCACCCGGUGGUUUGGCUUUGCCCAGAGUGAACGGAUGAAGGUGCACAUCGCUGACGGCCUGGACUACAUCAGCAGCCUGGCGGGAGGAGAAGCGCCGCCCCUCUACGACAUCAUCAUGUUCGAUGUGGACAGUAAGGACCCAACGCUGGGAAUGAGUUGUCCACCGCCAACGUUUGUGGACCAGCCUUUUCUGCAGAAGGUCAGAAACAUCCUGACUCAUGAAGGUGUCUUCAUCCUCAACCUCGUGUGCAGAGACGCGGCGCUGAAGGACUCCGUGCUGGCUGGGCUGAAGGCGGUGUUCCCUGUGCUGUAUGUCAGGCGGAUCGAGGGAGAAGUGAAUGAGAUCCUGUUCUGUCGGCUGCAUGCUGGGCAGAAACUUGCCACACCAGAGCUCCUGGAAAAGGCUCAGGCCUUGGAGCGGACCCUGAGGAAGCCUGGGCGGGGCUGGGACGACAGCUACGUCCUGUCAGAUAUGCUCAAGACGGUGAAGAUUGUGUGACGCCGCUGCCAGGCAGUCCUUAGGCUUCCUGUCCCGAUGGCCUGGGACUCGCAACCUGCCAGGGUUGAAGAAACGCAGUGCACGGUAUUUUCAAGCCUUGUGCUUUUCUUGGUUUUACUCUCAGCUACGUGCAGCCCAGCUUGGUGAGGUUGCCUGAAGAUCUGGAAAAUAAAGGCCUUCCCAUCUGUU
This is a messenger RNA of Sciurus carolinensis (gray squirrel), 2563 nucleotides long. It is a transcript of the gene Mettl13, whose product is annotated as methyltransferase 13, eEF1A lysine and N-terminal methyltransferase. The transcript is spliced from 8 exons. Bases 275 to 2374 code for a protein of 699 amino acids. The record is from RefSeq and is a predicted model, not a curated record. NCBI's taxonomy places the organism in Eukaryota, Metazoa, Chordata, Mammalia, Rodentia, Sciuridae.